AAAAUCACUAAUAAAAAUCACGUACUUAUCUCGGUCUGUUGACUUUGUUGUCCGUGAUUGUGCGUUGUAUCUCGUUACCUAAACUUAGAACAUAACAACAACUCUUUUGCUUAUUAGUUAUUACUUAAGCAGUUGCCAGUUAGUGUCGUGCACUGAGAAGUCAUCUCUUAUUGAUAUUCGUUUUGUUGUUUGUUUAUAAUUUCAGGCCGAGUACGUCGUACUUCGUAAAUUUCUGUUCGGUGAGUGUUAGAUAUUUGUUAAAUUUUUUUUUAUCGACAAGUGAAUUUUGCGGUGACCAGCCAAUCUUACCUCGAUCUCACGAUGAACAGCAGUGACAGCGAUGAUUUGACGGAAGAAUUUUUAACAGACGACCAUCAAAAUUUCUUAUCUCAAGGACAAGAUACUCAGGAUGGCGUGGAAAUGGUCACAUUGGACAAUACAGAUGACUCAUCAAAUCAAGGAGAAGUGUAUGAACUUAAAUUUGGAAAACCACUUCGAGAACAAGAUAGAUUCCUUCCUAUUGCAAAUAUUGCAAAAAUUAUGAAAAAAUCUAUUCCAGAUGGUGGAAAGAUAGCAAAAGAUGCACGAGAAUGUGUACAAGAAUGUGUUUCAGAAUUUAUAAGUUUUAUAACCAGUGAAGCUAGUGACAGGUGUUUCCAAGAAAAACGUAAAACUAUUAAUGGAGAAGAUAUUCUUUAUGCGAUGUCUAAUUUAGGUUUUGACAAUUAUGUAGAACCCUUAAAAAUGUAUUUGCAAAAGUAUAGAGAGGCUACAAAAGGAGACAAAUCAAUUGGAAUUGAAGAACUUUCUGAUGACGUAUUUUCUAAUGACACAAGUUAUACAAAAAUAUUUGGACAAAACAGUCAAAGUGAAUCUGUCAUCUACUAUCAAGAUCCAAUUCAACAAUUCCACAUAGUAUAGUUAAUUCUUUUGUUUUUCUUAUUUUGUCAUUAGACUGUAACUAUAUAUCUUGAAAAAAUGUAUUGCACUAAUUGUAGCUUUUAUAUAAGAUAUAUUCUGUAAAGUAUAUUUUAUAUACUAUAAAAUAUUAUAUUGUAUAAAUUGAUGUA
Molecule: messenger RNA, 1070 nt
Organism: Rhopalosiphum padi (bird cherry-oat aphid)
Lineage: Eukaryota; Metazoa; Arthropoda; Insecta; Hemiptera; Aphididae
Gene: Nf-YB
Exons: 5
Coding region: 322-921 (199 amino acids)
Biological process (GO): regulation of transcription by RNA polymerase II
Cellular component (GO): nucleus; CCAAT-binding factor complex
Molecular function (GO): protein heterodimerization activity; RNA polymerase II cis-regulatory region sequence-specific DNA binding; DNA-binding transcription activator activity, RNA polymerase II-specific
Source: RefSeq, a predicted model, not a curated record